Molecule: messenger RNA, 908 nt
Organism: Acanthoscelides obtectus
Lineage: Eukaryota; Metazoa; Arthropoda; Insecta; Coleoptera; Chrysomelidae
Source: the annotation of a GenBank genome assembly
UCCAAGAGUCGCGAACCGUGUCGCGUAUUUAAACCGUCGCCAGCAUAGGUUUGCGUCAAUCACAUGUGAAACGACCUUUAGAGGCCCGCGGAAGCUAUGAAAGGCGCAACCUGGUUGAUCGUGAGCUUAGCCUUGUGCUGGGACAGCGCGUGGGGGAAUGUCGUGAAAGUGAACUUGGAUGACACCCUCAAGUACAACCAUGUCGGGGUAGAGGGGGAUGAUACCCCCAAGCCGGACGAAGAUGAUUGGUGGAAGAAUGCGGUGUUCUAUCAGAUCUAUCCUAGGUCGUUUAGAGAUAAUGAUCGAGAUGGAGACGGAGACCUCAAAGGUGUGAUAGAAAAGCUGCCUUACCUCAAAGAGCUCGGCAUCACAGGCGCAUGGCUGUCCCCAAUCUUCAAAUCUCCAGAAGCUGAUCAGGGCUACGAUGUAUCUGACUACCGUUCCAUUAACGAAAGGUUUGGAACUAUGGCCGAUCUGACGGAGUUAGUGAAAGAAGCUCAUAAACUUGGACUGAAAAUCAUUUUGGAUUUCGUUCCCAACCACACAAGUGACCAGCAUGACUGGUUCCAGAAGUCUGUGGCAGGUACCGAUCGUUACAAGGACUACUACGUUUGGAAAGAUGGAAAAUACAAUAAAACAAAUGGAGUUAGACUACCGCCUAACAACUGGGUGAGUUCUUAAAACGUUUUUCUAUUUUCUAAGCCAGGUAUAAAGACAAGCACCAUAAUGGAAGAGCAUAACUUGUAAACGUCAAAACUAUCACGGAGAAUCUUUGUGUACAUCAAUUAGUAGAUAUCUGUCAAGGAGGUCGGUUCGACGUUUUCCUGUGUAUUAUAGGUCGGCUUGUUAAUCUGCCGAUCUGGUCACCCAGAAACCAGAGAAACGGAAAAAACGGAAGAAGGAUGACG